This is a messenger RNA of Daucus carota subsp. sativus, 1491 nucleotides long. RefSeq names its product monooxygenase 1. The coding region runs from base 138 to 1346 and encodes 402 amino acids. The transcript has 6 exons. The record is from RefSeq and is a predicted model, not a curated record. Gene Ontology annotation, molecular function: FAD binding. NCBI's taxonomy places the organism in Eukaryota, Viridiplantae, Streptophyta, Magnoliopsida, Apiales, Apiaceae.
CUUUCAGAAUAAAGUAAGCAGUCGCUUCUUGUGACAAGUGACAACCAUAAAUUUGUUUAUAUAUUUUUCAUGUCCUGAUUUGCACUACAAAUCAAAUAAGCAUUUGAUCCGAAACAUUAUCAGGUAAACAAGAGGAAAUGAUGGGAGGCACAGAAGGUGGUGAGGUAACUUGUGACAUUGUCAUAGUUGGUGCUGGAAUAUGUGGUCUUGCCACGGCUCUUGCCUUGCACAGAAAAGGAAUGAAAUGCAUAGUUUUGGAAAGAUCAGAGGUGUUGAGAUACGAAGGGGGAGCCAUUGGUAUUAUGACGAAUGGAUGGCUCGCUUUGGAUCAACUUGGUGUUGCCUCCAUCCUUAGAGAAGCUGCUUAUCCGCUACUAGGGAGAAAAAUCAUAUGGCUUGACAGCAAUAGGCAGCAAGAUACGCCAUUCAUGAAUGGUAGUGAAGAAGUUCGUCGCUUGAAGAGGAGUGAUCUUAUCAACACCCUUUACAAUGCUUUACCACCUGAUGUAGUAAAGUUUGGACAUCAAACUGUCUCAGUGAAACUGGAUCCUCAAACUAAUUACCCAGUUCUUCAGCUUCAGGAUGGAAAAUCUAUAUCAGCCAAGAUUUUGCUUGGGUGUGAUGGAGCCAAUUCAGUGGUCGCAGAUUUCCUUCAGCUCAAGACAACAAAAGUACUUGCGCGUUGUGUGACAAGAGGGUUAACCAACUAUCCAAAUGGUCAUGAACUUACUCCCGAGUUUGUCCUCACAAUAAGAAACAACACUUCAGUGGGUCGAAUUCCUGUUGAUAGUAAGCUCGUUUACUGGUUUGUUUCUCACCCUUGGGUACAAACAGAUAAAAAUGUGUCUCAGGACAAUGAACUCAUAAGGCAACACACUCUGCAAGUAGUUAGAACUUUCCCAAAAGAAACUCUCAAAAUGAUAGAGGACUAUGACCCCGACUCACUAUCUUUGACACGUAUGACAUAUCGCGCACCCUGGGAUCUCCUAGUGGAGAAUUUCCGCAAAGGAACAGUAACUGUAGCUGGAGAUGCAAUGCAUGUCAUGGUUCCAUUCCUCGGCCAAGGUGGUUCAGCAGCUUUAGAAGAUGCCGUUGUACUUGCUAGAAACUUAUCCAAGAAAUUUCUGAGCACCGCGACUGAUCCAAGAAGCAUCGAAGAAGCACUUGAUCAAUAUAUUAAGGAACGGAGGAUGAGGAUAUUUGAGUUGUCUGCACAAAGCUACAUUACUGGUAUGCUGGAUAUUGAAUCCACCCCUCUGCUAUUAAGGUUUGUUUUUAAUGUCCUCAGGGCUAUUCUGUUCCGUGAUGCUAAACGUCAUAGUAGAUAUGAUUGUGGAACCCUUUGAAUCUUUGAUCACUUGAUGUUAAACUUGAGAGUUGGCAUAAUUAGCAGUGGUGAGUAAGUGAACUUCAUGCUUCAUGAGGAUGACAGCCGAAAUUUGUAUAAUUGCAAGACUGCAGGAGUUUAUAUAUUUAUGUUUUCAUUAAUUA